Messenger RNA from Vigna umbellata (rice bean), 1112 nucleotides. NCBI's taxonomy places the organism in Eukaryota, Viridiplantae, Streptophyta, Magnoliopsida, Fabales, Fabaceae. The record is from RefSeq and is a predicted model, not a curated record.
CAGUUACAAGAAAAUUAGAGCACCUGACUCCCAUAACAUGGCUUCCUUAGUAAGAGUCUGUUCAAGCUUCAUUCUAGCAGUUUUAGUGUCUAUCGCAGUUCAAAUCCUUUUCUUCUCACCCAUUGAUCCAGUUUUGCUUGAUCUAAAACCUUCCACAACAACCAGAGACAACAAAUUACAGAACAUCAUUAAACUUGGAGAUGGGCAUGUGAAGGAACCAGAAGAUCUUUGUGUGGAUAAAGAAGGGACUAUGUAUACUGCUACUCGAGAUGGUUGGAUCAAAAGAAUGGUCAGAAAUGGAAAUUGGGAGAAUUGGAAGCAUAUCGGUGGUGAUACCUUGAUAGGAGUCACAGAAUCUAAAGAAGGUGGUAUCAUUGUUUGUGACUCUGCCAGGGGUUUGCUGAGGGUUAGAGAAGAUGGUAUCAGUGUUCUCACUUCACAAGCUAAUGAUGGUUCUAAAAUAAGGUUUGCAGAUGAUGCAAUAGAAGACUGGGAUGGGAAUGUGUAUUUCAGCAUUGUGAGUACGAAAUUUGAUAUGCAUCAUUGGCAUCUAGAUUUCUUAGAGGCAAGACCUCAUGGACAACUUUUUAAGUACACUGCAAAAUCCAAUGAAUCUGUUCUUCUUCUCGAUAAUCUUGCCUUUGCUAAUGGAGUUGCACUCUCCAAGGACCAAGAUUUUCUUUUGAUCUGUGAAACUUGGAGAUAUAGGUGUCUGAGGUAUUGGUUAAAAGGAGAAAAGAAAGGCAAGACAGAUAUUUUCGUAGAAAACCUUCCUGGUGCACCUGAUAAUAUCAAUCUUGCUCCUGAUGGAACCUUCUGGAUCGGUUUGAUUCAGUUGAGUUCUGAAAGGCUGGAGUUUAUGUACAACUACAAGAUAACGAAGCACCUGCUAGCUGCAUCUCCAAGACUGUUUAACUUUGUGGCUGAUCUGAAGAGAAGAGCAAGGGUGGUGAAUGUGGGAACUGAUGGGAAGAUAAUUAGGAAGUUUGAAGAUGGUGAUGGGAAGGUGAUUAAUUUUGUGACUUCAGCUUUGGAGUUUGAGGAGCAUCUUUACUUAGGUAGUCUUAGUUCAAACUUUGUUGGAAAAUUACCACUGCAUGGUGCAUAGAAUG